Tetranychus urticae (two-spotted spider mite) is the source of this 4243-nucleotide messenger RNA. RefSeq lists its product as uncharacterized. Gene Ontology annotation, molecular function: DNA-binding transcription factor activity, RNA polymerase II-specific; RNA polymerase II cis-regulatory region sequence-specific DNA binding; protein binding. The record is from RefSeq and is a predicted model, not a curated record. Gene Ontology annotation, cellular component: nucleus; transcription regulator complex. NCBI's taxonomy places the organism in Eukaryota, Metazoa, Arthropoda, Arachnida, Trombidiformes, Tetranychidae. Gene Ontology annotation, biological process: regulation of transcription by RNA polymerase II.
UGUAGUGUAAAACAUGUGGACGCAUGGUUUCCACUUUUUCAAUUUUCACUCGUUUUCUUUAAAUUGUUUCGCUUUUUUUAAUAUCGUUUUAUUUUGUUUUUUUAUUGAACAGUAUCCAUCAACAGUAGAACAAAUUAUUUUCAUUUUUGAUCCUGUUAUCAUCCUUCAAACUAAAAGCAAGUUAUUUGCCUUAUCCAAACUCCUCUUUAUUUUUUCUCUUCACUCUUCAUUAUUUUUUGCAUCACUCUCUCAAAAUCAUCAUCAUCAUGUCUGUUGAGUGUUCUUUGACGUAAUUUUGAUGUCAGUCCUAACCCGAGAUUGGGUUUACUCUCACUUCUUUGUCUUCUUUAUUUGCAUCCUGUACCUAUUGUUAAUGACGUCCAAUUAUUCUCAUAUCAGUCUCUAUGAAACACUGAUAUAAUUAACAACAAUGAACAACUUCUUGUUCUUUACCCAUUUUACCUUUUAAUAUUCUCUAAAUCUAAAAUAAUUAAUCAACUGUUCCACCAGAGUCAACUUGUUGGAUAACCAAACAUUGAAGCUAAGUCUGACUAUGCAUGAUCACUUAACAACUUCAAGUUUUCUCAUCAAUUGAACAAGCAAUAUUUUGGCAACAAUCGCUCAACGAUGAGUGGAGAUCACAUCUUGAUACUAUCUAGCUGAAAAUUUACACAAUGUUCAUCAUCCAUUUAUUGUGAAUCUUUCAUGUUUCAUCCUACAAAUCUGCCAUACAACGUAUUACAAGCCUUCGUGACAACAUGCCGUUUUUAUUUAUGAUACGUGAUACUCCGAUGGACUCCUUUGAUCCAAAUGUAUUUGCGGCUUAUAAAUCUAUCUACUCAAAAUCGAGUCCUGUUAGAUGGAUUCGUCGGUUGACGAAGAAGAAGUAAUCACAUCAACUGCGGAUAGCCGUCGAGAGAGGGAUGGUUCAAACGAAAGUAUAAUCACGUCCCUUAAAAGCCUUGAUCGAGUAUCGACUACAUCAACAGGAUCAGUUGUUACUGUAUCACCAUCAACUGGAGGUGCAUCAUCUACCUUAGCAUCAGCUACCGGAUCUGGAUCUACAGUAAAUUCUAGUUUAUCUUUACCAGUGCGAACUGCUAAUGGCACCGUUGUUUUCACUUCAGUUCCAUCUCCUUCUGGUGUUAAACACAAUCCUGUGUCACAAACUAUAGCAGUACCCCAACCUGGUGGUUCUGUUUCAAUUGUUCAAUUACUUCCUAAUCAAUCUAAUGUAGUACAAUCUGUCAUCCAACCUGUCAAUCAACAAUCUGUCAUUCAAGCAACCGGUGGGGCUGCCUCAGCAUCAGCCGCUGCUGUAGCAUCAGUUCAAGCAGUUUCUAUUCCUAAGAACAUUAUAUUUUUUAAUAAAGGGGGCCAAGGGUCCGUGAUACAAAGUACAGAAACUAAUGAAAUGAAUUCAAUGCAACCAGUUCAUCUAAUCUCCAGUUCACGUAGUGACCAUGGGGAAACACUUAUUCCAUCUCAACAUACAACACAAACUCCUUCACCUUUAUUAGACGAAGAAUCCAAAAAAAGACGUGAAGUGCUCGAAAGAAGGCCAUCUUAUCGUAAAAUUUUGAAUGAUCUUUCAUCGGCCGAUGUUGGCUCGUCUACGUCCAUAGCUGAUAUAAAAUCGGAAGACGAUGGUGAGUCUAGUGAAUCAAGUAAUGCUGCAACAAUUGCUGUUUCAAGUCCAUAUGUCAAAGUUGUACCAGCAUCAGCCAUUCAACUAGCCUCUGCUUCUCAAGACGGUACCAUUCAGGGUCUACAAACAUUAACGAUGACAAAUGCAGCUAGUGGAGGUAACACUAUUGUGCAGUACACUACCCAAGGACAGGAUGGACAGUUUUUUGUUCCCGUGACUGUAUCAGCAGCUGACUUGCAAGCAUAUCAAUUACGGGCAUCAGCGACUGGAGUCCCUACUGGGCUUCCCCAAGGUGUCGUUAUGACAUCUCCGACCACACUUACAUCGCCUCAUGGUCAAAAUGCUGAAGAGGCUGCAAAAAAACGCGAACUUCGACUGGCAAAAAAUAGGGAAGCUGCAAAAGAAUGUCGUAGAAAAAAGAAAGAAUAUAUUAAGUGCCUUGAGCAGCAUGUCAAUGUUUUGGAACAACAAAAUAAAGCGUUAAUAGAAGAGUUAAAGUCUUUAAAAGAGCUCUACUGUCAAAAAGAGUGAACCAUCACAACUUCUGUUUAUUUAAGGUGAUUAUUUAAAUUUGGCCAAAUAUUAUCUACAUGUUAUACACAUGGACAUUUUCAAGUAUAGUACCAAUGUUUUAUAAACUUCGUCAAAAUGGAAUCGGAAAACAAAUCCAUAUCUUCUAUUGUAUUCAAUUGAAUAUUCUGGUCUUGUGACUCUUGAGGAUGUGGACAAGGACAUCUGGGAAAAUUCAUGAUAUAAAAUUGAUGAACUUAUUCAAUGACUUUGAAACCAUUCACUCAAGAUUUUGCAAGAUAUUGUGUUGUGCCACAGAUAAACAUGAACCGUCAUCAAAAAAAUCAUGUUAAACAAUGAGUUAAAGAAGCAAUCCGAAGCUUGCCAACAAAAAAAGGAGCUCAAAAUCAAGUGUCCAAUAUUGCUUUGUUAUAAAAACAGUAUAUUGACAUGGGAACAUCAUCAAAUCAUCUCGGAAAAAAAGAAACAAAUCAGCAAGACUAGAGUUAAACAACUAGUCUUAGUUAACGCCUUUACUUUUAAUUGAGAUAAACAUUAAUCCCUGAGUUAAUCAUUGUUUUCUUUUUAAUUUAUUCAAAAAAACAAACAAUUUGAUCUGUGUUCGAGAGAAAAGUUAUAUUUUCUCUUAAUCUUUGUCCAGCUUUGGCCUACAAAUUAGAUCAUGUCGACAAUUUUGCUAUUGUAAAAAAAAUGAUCUUAAAAAGUGACUGACACUAUGUAGUCAAAUCAACAUGUAUUAUAAGUAAAUAAUUUUUCGAUUGCUUUCUUUUGCAAUGUUCGAUAGAAAAAAUAUAUAUAUAUAUCAGCUUAUAUCCAAGAAUAUUUGAAGUGCAAACAAUUAAUAAUAUUAUUACAACUGCAUUACAUAUUAUUUGCUGUGUAACCUACUUCCAAAACCAAAUCCUUUACGCCUUGUCCAUAUUUAAAUUACAUACCUAAUAACAAUAUUAUUUGAUUACCUAAUGAAGAGAUGAAGAUAUCUAUCAGGUAUCUCCAGACAUAAUUAAAGCAUUACGUUGAAAAGCACAAAGGAGACGAAUGUUGUGGAAUAGUUUCACCUGUCUGGAAAUUUGAAACCGCCAUUGCACCAGCCUUUGAUUGUCCCUCAACUAGUCCAGGCUAAAGUUCACUAAAUGAUCCAAUUUGGAUUCCAACAAAAGGAUUAAAGACAAUAUUGAGACUAAAAGAAUCAAUUGGACCAUCGGAAUAGUUUCAAGACAGUGUCUUUCAUCAUAACUACUCAGUCCAACUUCAAUGGUUUUCGAGGAAAACCUGAACUAAUCAAAAACAAGAUGGAAGUGACAUUCAAAAGAAAGAAGAGAUUGACCGGAUACAAAUUUAAAUAAGCGUAAAGACAAGGAAGAAGACAUUCAUUACGAAGAAGGAAGUGUCACUGGAAGUGGUAUCCAAGCGAUUAAAUCAGUUUCCAGAUAAUCAUAAUUAUUUGAUUCUGGUAUAUCAACUGUACCAGUAUCAUCACUGUUAACUAAUUCACCACGAUUAACUGUUACAGAGAACUGUGCUGUUCUACUUCUCAUUAAUGAAGUGCUAUAUCCACGUUGAUUGAAAUUUUUACACUCAAUGUACUAUAACCAAUCCUGCCAGGAAUGAUUUACUGCAAGAUUAUUGUUUAUUGGAAUGAUAAUUGAUCGUAUCAAUCUCCUAUCAUCCUGUACAAAAGCUGUUUAAGUUUCAAUUUUCUUUUCGUUUUCUCCUUUAUUCAGACCUUAUCCCUGUGAAAACGAUGUUCAACUUGUUUUAUUUCUUUCAAGACUAUUUAGUCAACUUAAACGAUAGUCUAAUUUUUAAGGUUUAUACUUGAACAAGUUAAAAAUUAACAAGAUUCCUAAUUUCUUAUUUUUUAUUAACUUUUUCUGUGUCCAUCAUCUAUUGCAAUCAUUGUAAAUUAAUUUCAACUUUAUCAUCUCAUCUUGAACAAAUGAAAUAAGCAAAUUGAUCAACGCCAAAUGCCUAAAUUGUUUCGACUAUAUACCUCAUUAUAAGAGCUCCUUACAGUGCAUAUAUCAUUAUAAAUAUUGCCAUUAAAAAAGCAUUAUCUGUAAA